Hydractinia symbiolongicarpus is the source of this 1284-nucleotide messenger RNA. RefSeq lists its product as uncharacterized. Lineage: Eukaryota; Metazoa; Cnidaria; Hydrozoa; Anthoathecata; Hydractiniidae. Bases 1 to 1284 code for a protein of 427 amino acids. The record is from RefSeq and is a predicted model, not a curated record. The transcript has a single exon.
AUGACGGCCGUCGCAGUUGAUCGAAGUAUAAUAAUCGCUUCUAUUGCACUUCUUCUUGAUGAAGAAGAAACAAAAAAGAAACAAUCAAAACGAUCUAUUUGGACAAGGCCAUGGUUACAACGGAGGAAGGUCGAUGGAGCCUUUCACACCUUGUUCAAAGAAUUAAAGGAAGAAGAUCUAGAAGGAUUCAAAGGAUAUGUAAGGAUGGACGUUGGCCAUUUUGAUGAACUGGUCCAUCUACUUGCUCCAGUUUUGCAUAAGCAAGAUACCAACAUGAGAGAAUGCAUAAAACCAGAGGAAAUGUGCUGUAUCACAUUAAGAUAUCUUGCAAGCGGUGAAUCAUUCAGAUCUUUAGAGUAUCAAUUCCGGAUCAGUAAGAAAGCAAUAUCUUAUAUAGUUCAGGAAGUGUGUAGUGCUAUCGCUGAAGCUUUGGGAAAAAAUAACUUUAAAACACCGGAAACAACAGAAGAAUGGAUGGAAAUUGCAAAAAAGUUUUAUCAUCGAUGGAAUUUUCCAAAUGGAUUAGGUGGUGUCGACGGAAAACACAUUGCUAUACAGCAACCAAAAAACUCUGGCUCGCAUUAUAGAAAUUACAAAGGGAGUGAUAGUAUAAUUUUGAUGGGAAUGAUUGGACCAGAAUACGAAUUCCUUUUCGCUGAUGUAGGGAUGAAUGGCAGAAAUUCAGAUGGCGGGAAUUGGUCCCAAAGUUCCUUGAAACUUGCCCUAGAGUCCGGCGCACUUAAUUUGCCAGAACCAUCAGCACUUCCUGGUCGUCUUAGAAAAGUAUCAUAUGUAUGUACAGGUGACGAUGCUUUUCCCCUCUCUACUUUUAUGAUGAAACCAUACCCUCAGAAAGGUUUGACCUCCGAAAAACGUGUGUUCAAUUACCGACUUUCCAGGAUGCGACGCAUUUCUGAAAAUGGAUUUGGUAUUUUAGCCAAUCGUUGGAGAGUGAUUAGACGCCCAUUCUCACUGGAACCAGAAAAGGUUAAAACCAUCGCAAUUGCUGCCAUAACGCUUCAUAAUUGGCUACGAAAGGAUUCCACCUACGGAAAAGUGUAUAUUCCUAAGGAUUUGGUUGACAGUGAAGAUGUGACAACGGGAGAAAUAAUAGAGGGAUCUUGGCGAAGAGACCCACCAACUGAAUCAUGGAAUUCUUUGUCAUUAAAUAAAGCUAGUAACGCUACUCACGAGGCGAAAGCAAUCAGAGAGGAAUUUAAUGCAUAUUUCUACAAUGAGGGAUGUGUUCCGUGGCAGUGGCGUUGUGCGAGACUUGAUGUCUAA